AUGUUUAGCUUCUUGAAACGUUCGUAUCCUGUGGAACGGCAUUAUUUUCUGAUUCCGCAAAUGGCAAUGAGCGCAAUUGGCUUCAAUCCGGAGCAGGAGAGAACCUGGCCGGUGCGGGCUUGGAGUUUCUUCAAUUUCUUCGUACUCACCUAUGGCUGCUAUGCGGAGGCGGCAUAUGGCAUAAAACAGAUACCAAUUAAUAUUGCUCUAGCCUUGGACGCUCUCUGUCCGGUUGCAUCGAGCAUUUUAUCGUGGCUCAAAAUGAUGGCCAUUUGGUAUUAUCGCGACGAGCUCAAGUGGCUAAUACAGCGGAUACGAAAGCUAACGGAGCAGCAGCAAUCGGAGCGAAAGCUGGAGUACAAGCGAAACUUAUAUACACUGGCAACGCAGCUGUCGUUUUUACUCUUUGUCUUUGGCAUCGGCACCAGCACCUCGUACUCGAUUCGCCACCUGCUGGAUAAUAUGCUGAGGCUAUCACAUGGCAAGGACUGGACCUAUGAGACGCCGUUCAAAAUGAUCUUUCCUGACCCGCUGCUGAGUCUGCCGCUCUACCCGUUCAUCUACGCGCUAGUCCAUUGGCACGGCUACAUUACUGUUGCUUGUUUCGUGGCCGCCGAUGGUUUAUUUGUGAGCUUCUGUCUAUAUCUAACUGUGCUGCUCUAUUCGCUGCGUGACGAUGUUUUCUAUUUACUGGAAGUGAAGGACAACAAACAGGAAGCGACGGCGGGGGAGGAUGAGCGCAUUGUGCGUCAGCUGGAACGCCUGAUAGAUCGUCAUAAUGAGAUUGCCGCACUGACAGAUCGGUUGUCUGGUGUCCUGGUUGAGAUAACGCUGGGUCACUUUGUCACCUCCAGCUUGAUUAUAGGUAGCAGCAUGAUUGACAUGUUGCUGUUCUCCGGUGUUGGCGUUAUAGUCUACUUAGUCUACACCAGCGCUGUGCUAACGGAAAUUUUGUUAUACUGCCUGGGCGGCACUUACAUAACCGAGGCGUGCCUAGAUCUAUCGAAAAGUACCUUCUCCAGCCACUGGUACUGUCACAGCGUUCGUGUGCAAAAGAUGACACUGCUAAUGAUAACGAGAGCUCAACGUGUUUUGAUAAUCAAGGUGCCAUUCUUUUCGCCUUCACUACAGGCGCUCACUUCGAUUUUGCGCUUCACGGGUUCGCUUAUUGCCUUGGCAAUGUCGGUUUUAUAA
Molecule: messenger RNA, 1194 nt
Organism: Drosophila hydei
Lineage: Eukaryota; Metazoa; Arthropoda; Insecta; Diptera; Drosophilidae
Gene: Or24a
Product: odorant receptor 24a
Exons: 5
Coding region: 1-1194 (397 amino acids)
Biological process (GO): detection of chemical stimulus involved in sensory perception of smell; sensory perception of smell
Cellular component (GO): plasma membrane
Molecular function (GO): olfactory receptor activity; odorant binding
Source: RefSeq, a predicted model, not a curated record